Molecule: messenger RNA, 900 nt
Organism: Penicillium cataractarum
Lineage: Eukaryota; Fungi; Ascomycota; Eurotiomycetes; Eurotiales; Aspergillaceae
Exons: 2
Coding region: 1-900 (299 amino acids)
Source: RefSeq, a predicted model, not a curated record
AUGAAUACUUUCGAGUCAUCGGCGACGACUCCGACAGGCCCUCGCGACUCCGGGGAAGCCAGAGAUAUCCACGAUAACUCGUCACGCUCGCCCACCCAUGUAGAUUCAGCCCUGUCAUCUUCCUAUGGCAGCAGCCGGUCCCAUUCAAGCUUUUCGUCCCGAAAGUAUGCUGGCACCCCGCGGUCUCACAGGCAGUCCAACGAGUCCACCCCAGUCUUUGAUGAGGCAGGCGCCUCGACGCGUAACUACGGGGCUACGGAGGCGCCCAAUUUGUCUAGCGCGGCGUCCGGGCGAACAAGCAACGACAAGCAGAGCGCUCCUCAAACCCGUAAUGGCGGCAACGGCGGCAACUCAUCACAUCAAGACAACCAACAUGAUGACCCGCAUCAGUCGCGGUAUAGCCGAUUUGUAGAUCGGUUCGGAGCCCUCGAGCUGGAGAACAAGGGCAGCGUUGCGCGUGACCAUCUAGCCUUAGAGCGAACCUUUCUAGCUUGGAUGCGCACAUCCCUCGCCUUUGCCUCCAUCGGUAUCGCAGUCACCCAGCUCUUCCGUCUCAAUACCGCAACAGCCACUAAAGAUGCAUACGGUCUUGGUGUGACUUCUCCGGGACACCCCGAUAUACUCCCUCCUCAAUUCUCCUCAUCCUCCAUUAAUGCUGCUUCGGCAUCCUCUCGCCUCCGCAGCGUUGGCAAACCCCUCGGUUCUACGUUUAUCGGCGUCGCCAUCAUCAUUCUUAUAAUAGGCUUCCACCGCUACUUUGAGAGUCAGUACUGGAUUGUCCGUGGCAAGUUCCCUGCUAGCCGGGGAAGCGUUGCACUGACUGCGUUUAUUGCGGCAGCGUUGAUCAUUGCGGCGUUAGCGGUUAUUCUGGCCGUUUCUCCGGGGGCUAUUGAGCAGUGA